AUGGAACAUCUACGACAAACCUUUGCUCAAUGCAAGAAAGAAGGUCGUCCGGCCCUCGUCACUUAUGUGACAGCCGGCUUCCCUCGUGUGGAAGAGACCCGCGAUAUCUUGUUGGGCAUGCAGGCGGGAGGUGCCGACAUUAUUGAGCUGGGUCUUCCUUUCACUGAUCCAAUUGCUGAUGGACCAACCAUCCAAAAGUCCAAUCUGAAGGCGCUGGAAAAUGGUGUCACCAUCUCGUCUAUGCUGGAGAUGGUCCGUGAUGCCCGCCAACAUGGACUGAAGACCCCGGUGCUUUUCAUGGGCUAUUACAACCCUAUUCUGCGCUACGGUGAAUCUAAACUCCUGGCAGACUGCAAAGAGGUGGGUGUCAACGGAUUUAUCCUCGUUGACCUUCCCAUCAAAGAGGCAAUCCGCUUCCGUGAGGGCUGCACAAAGACAGGACUCUCUUAUAUUCCAUUGAUUGCCCCAUCGACCACCGAGGAUCGUAUGAAGAUUCUUUGCCAAAUGGCUGACUCAUUCAUCUACCUGGUGUCCCGCAUGGGUGUGACUGGCGCCACUGGCACCCUUGACUCCGAGCUACCUGCUCUGAUCCAGCGCGUGAAAGAUCUCUCCGGUAAUGUGCCGGUGGCAGUUGGCUUCGGUAUUAGCACACGUCAGCACUUCCUCAGUGUGACCUCGAUUGCCGAUGGCGCUGUAAUUGGUAGUCAGGUCAUUACUGUUCUCAACAACGCCCCAGCUGGACAAGCUGCAAAGGUCAUUGAGGAGUACUGCUCAGAGAUCACAGAAAGGAAGGUUGCCCGGGAUACUACAGCCCCCGCAGCUUCUCAAGUGGCGAGAGCCACUGGAUCUGAGUCAGUCACCGAGGAGAAAUCUGACUUCAAGGAUGGCUUGGGCCGAUUUGGUGAUUUCGGCGGUCAAUAUGCCCCAGAGGCUCUGAUCACUUGCUUGGAUGAACUGAAUGCUGGCUUCGAAGCCGCCAUCAAUGACCCGAAAUACUGGGAUGAAUUCCGAUCGUUCUAUCCCUACAUGGGUCGUCCGUCAAGCCUGCACCUCGCCCAACGGCUCACCGAACAUGCGGGCGGUGCAAACAUUUGGUUGAAGCGCGAAGACUUGAACCACACCGGGUCUCACAAAAUUAACAAUGCUCUUGGCCAGAUUCUUAUCGCUCGUCGCCUCGGUAAGACCGAAAUUAUUGCCGAGACAGGAGCAGGCCAACACGGUGUCGCCACUGCUACUGUUUGUGCCAAAUUUGGUAUGAAGUGCGUUAUCUACAUGGGUGCAGAGGAUGUCCGUCGCCAGGCCUUGAACGUUUUCCGUAUCCGUCUCCUCGGUGCCACCGUCAUUCCAGUUGAAUCGGGCUCGCGUACUCUUCGGGACGCUGUCAACGAGGCUUUCCGCGCCUGGAUCACUCGCCUGGACACUACACACUACAUCAUCGGCUCGGCCAUCGGACCUCACCCCUUCCCGACGAUGGUUCGCACCUUGCAGAGUGUCAUUGGAGAAGAAACCAAGAGUCAACUUCGCGAUCUGGGCAAGAGUCCCGACGCUGUGGUUGCUUGUGUUGGAGGAGGCUCCAACGCCACUGGAAUGUUCUACCCCUUCUCCAAGGAUCCCUCUGUCGAGCUUGUCGGUGUUGAAGCCAGUGGAGACGGUCUGGAAACCGAACGACACUCCGCUACAUUGACCGGUGGCUCCGUGGGUGUUCUCCACGGUGUUCGAACCUACGUCCUUCAGAAUGAACACGGUCAAAUCUCCAACACCCAUUCUGUUUCCGCUGGUCUUGAUUACCCUGGAGUCGGACCCGAGCUUGCGAGCUGGAAGGAGAGUGGUCGUGCCUCAUUCAUCAGCGCUACCGACGCACAGGCCUUUGAGGGCUUCCGUCUCCUCAGUCAACUUGAGGGUAUCAUCCCGGCACUGGAGACCUCCCACGCAAUCUGGGGAGCCGUUCAAACUGCCAAGAGAUUGGGUCCCGGUAAGGAUAUCGUGAUCUGUCUCAGUGGACGCGGAGACAAGGACGUGCAGACUGUCGCUGACGAGUUGCCAAACAUCGGCCCCCAAAUUGGCUGGGACCUGCGUUUCUAA
This is a messenger RNA of Penicillium salamii, 2082 nucleotides long. The record is from the annotation of a GenBank genome assembly. Lineage: Eukaryota; Fungi; Ascomycota; Eurotiomycetes; Eurotiales; Aspergillaceae.